Camellia sinensis is the source of this 799-nucleotide messenger RNA. RefSeq names its product Ubiquitin domain-containing protein. The record is from RefSeq and is a predicted model, not a curated record. NCBI's taxonomy places the organism in Eukaryota, Viridiplantae, Streptophyta, Magnoliopsida, Ericales, Theaceae.
UGAUCUCUUGCACUCCUAUUUUUGUUCGUGUAAAUUCCCUUCACUUUCCGGGAAAAUUAUCUACAAAAAAUUUUUCCGAGGCGCCAAGCACUGAACUCACAGAGUAGUUUUGUCGUGGUUUUCUAAUCUUUCUUUUGACUCUGUCGAUUGUAUAUGUACAAAUAACCAGAGCAUGGGGUGUGCUGGAUCGUCGCAGACCAAAGGAGACGGGACUAUGAAGAAGAUCCGAAAGCCAAAACCUUGGAAGCAUUCUUCGGAAAUAACAAAGAGUCAACUUAUGAAGAUGCGAGAGGAGUUCUGGGACACUGCUCCUCACUAUGGUGGCAGGAAAGAAAUUUGGGAUGCACUUCAUGCCGCUGUUGAUGCUGAUCUAACACUCGCGCAAGCAAUUGUGGACAGUGCAGGGAUCAUUGUUCAAAGUGCCGAUUUGACAGUAUGCUAUGAUGAAAGAGGUGCAAAAUAUGAAAUACCAAAAUAUGUUUUGAGUGAGCCUACAAACUUGAUCCAGGACAGCUGAAAAACUGGAACCAACGUAGCACUUGUGUGUAAGGGACCGGAUGUAGAUCGUGUAUAUCAUUCUCUUUAAAAAUCUUUAACCAAGUCUGGUUCACCUUUAUGCCAUUUAAGUCAGCUUGACCUUUUGCUGUAGGUUUGUUGAUAUCAAACUCACAGGAACCAUUUGUUUUUGCUCUUUUGAAUCAUUUUCUGCAAUCACAUAGCGGGCAAUUAGUUCUUGGGCUUGUAGUUGGUCGUAUGAAUAGAGCAUUCUCUCAACUUGAAUGCAUACAUAUCAUUGUGA